CCAGUUGAGCUUCUGUAGUUUGGGUGACAAUCUACUUCCUGUUCCCGUCCUGUUCCGCUACACUCCUCGUCAGCCAGCAUGGAUCGCUGCGUCAACGCCACCCCGUUGUUUCUUUCCUCUUAGUUUGUGUUGAAACCUCGCCGUGUGUCCUCUGGAGUAUUGUCAACUUCCUCGACGUCAUGUUUACCACCACCGGUUCCCGGGGCCUGUACAAGGCUCCUCUGUCCAAAGGUCUGCUGUUAGUUCUGAGCGGGUUGACGGUGAUGCUCCUCCUGCUCCCGCAGUACCAGCACAUGUUUGAGUACAACCUGCAGGCUGUCAGCCACCAACAGCAGGUGUGGCGGUUGCUGUGCGGCAGGCUAGUGUGUCUGGACGUGAAAGACUCCUUCUGCAGUGCCAUGCUCAUCUACAACUUCCGAAUCUUUGAGAGGAGGUUUGGCUCCAGGAAGUUUGCCUCCUUCUUGUUGGGCACCUGGUUUGUCUCUGCACUGCUGGAUUUGCUGUUGGCUCAGGCGUUCUCCUUCCUUUUUGACUACGAGGUGGAGGAGUUGCCUGCGGGGCUGCUGGCCCCGGUCUUUGCUCUCUUUGUGCCUUUCUAUUGGUCCAUUCCCAAGGUGCCCGUCACCCAGGUGCUGGGCCUCGUCAGCAUCACCAACAAAACCUUGGUCUACAUCGUCGGACUGCAGCUGUUGACGUCCAGUCCCUUCAUGUGGGUCCUGGCACUCAGUGGCCUGAUCUCGGGUGGUUUGUACCACUCCAACGUGCUCUGGCUCCAGAAAUUUCUCUUUGUGCCUGCCUGGCUGUGUGCCGUCGCACGCUACCUUCUGGAGCCGCUCUUCUCCAGUUCUCAACCAACCAGCGAGGCGCCUCUGGGGAUGGGCGCCACGCUGGACAUCCAGAGGCAACAGCGGAUGGACCAACUGGAUCAAGAGCUGCUACUGGCCCAGUUCAACGAGGCCCGCGCAAACUCCAGACACCAAGCACAACAGACUGGCUUGCUCCCGUGGAGCAGGUUGUUCCCCUCCCUGAGACGCAGAAGAGAAGCGCCGCCGCAGGCUCAGACUCAGCCCAGCGCGCCGCCGCUGCCACCAUCCGACAACGCUGUCGCAGAGGAGCAGGUCGCCAGGUUAGUGGAGAUGGGCUUCUCCCGGCCGGAUGCCCUCGAGGCCCUCCGAGCGUCCAACAACGACAUCAACAUAGCCACCAACUUCCUCCUGCAGCACUGAGAGACGCGAGGGCGAUACCAGAAGCGAAGCAGUGCAGCCGAAAACAAAGUCAGAGUCGAGUUUGGGGGGAAAAAAAGAUGACAAGGCAGGUGAUGUGAAGGCUGCGUACGGCUGGCCGAUCACGCCCCGAAACGGACAGUUGCAAUCAACUGGGCAGGACGUUUGAAGCAUUAAGUCGAACAUCCUGGGCUCAAAUGACAAGCCUCAAAUUACAACAAUAACAAAUGUGAUCCAGCUAGCCUUCCGUCAAAGCACGAUGAAGCUCCUCACGUUAACGCAACAUUCAGUCGUUGCUUGGUUACCGCUGAACUUAGCAUCAGCAUUAGUUAAGAGUUCGGCACGCUCCGUAGCUGUACGAGUGAUACUGAUGACCCCCGUGUACGCCAGCGUAACCAGCGACCCUCAAAACUGUGCCGACCGUAUGAAAAACAUCACACCCACAAGGCAGAUAUGCUGUACGGAUAUUUUUAUGCAAUUUUCAUCUCACAUCGGAUUAUAACAAAUAGUCUCCACACCGAUACAUUUCAUUUUACAGUCUAAAAUUACACUCAUGAGCUUUAUUUUGAUAUGCUUGUCCAUAUGUCGUGUCUCUAAAAUGAUUUUGUUGUUGUUGUUGUGUUUCUCUUUGAGCGAGUCAGCGAAUGUAAUUGUAAUUGAAGGCAGCAGAUCUUUGCGAGGACGCACGUUCAUUCCGUCUUUCGGGUUACGUGGGUCAUCUCAGGUGAGACAACCCCCCCCCCUCGCUGCACUGGAUGUAUUUAUUAGAUGAUGUUCCAGUUUGAAACAUCACAAAGCCGAAAUGUUUAUUUGUUAUGCAGUAAAUAUGACAGAGGCACACAACCGUUUGUGCAUACUGCAAAUGUUCAAGAGGUAGCAGUUAAGUGUUGACUUCGUAAAGGGUACCAGUUCUGUAUGUC
This is a messenger RNA of Syngnathus acus (greater pipefish), 2143 nucleotides long. RefSeq names its product UBA domain containing 2 (gene ubac2). Gene Ontology annotation, molecular function: serine-type endopeptidase activity; protein binding. Bases 180 to 1226 code for a protein of 348 amino acids. NCBI's taxonomy places the organism in Eukaryota, Metazoa, Chordata, Actinopteri, Syngnathiformes, Syngnathidae. The transcript has 10 exons. The record is from RefSeq and is a predicted model, not a curated record.